GACCGAAUGAUUUCAUACCUCGUGUCAAUUGCUGUGUACAUCGUGAACUUUCCGCCUGCUUCCACUGCCCCUGCCCAAAUUCUGCUCGACCUUUGGGUUGCUUCACCGCUUUUGGGCUGCCUCGCCUUGCCUUGAAUCCAUACACUCCUGCAUACCCAUUCGUGGUAUUGCUUCCAUUUUAUCUUGCCAUUGGCAGCUUGAUUUCUGCGAGGGCGGCUUCUACGACUCUCUGACCGCUGCAUCUGUGUAUUACAAUUGCUAUGUUCAGGUCUCAGGUACUUCGGCACAUUGCCCGCGCGGCUACGGUACAGGCUCCUCGAGCAGCCAUCCGACCCGUACAGCCAGCCAUUUCUUCAAUUCGGCACUUUACCUCCUCUCCCAGUCGUUUGGAUAAAGAUUCCCAGAACGAAGACUCAGUCAAUGCAGCGACGACGUCAGGCGAGCCUGGCGAGAGUGGCGACCACGAGGGUCAGUAUGCGCGAACUCGAGACGACAUUGUCGUAGAGUACCCAGAAGAGAAGGACCUACCGCCUUCAAAUCCUGUCGUAGGCCGUGGAGGCGAGCACUCGAAGCGCACGCUGGCCUCCUUUUCCAUGGAGGGCAAGGUAGCCGUCGUGACUGGUGGAGCUCGAGGUCUGGGUCUGGUCAUGGCCCAGGCACUGGUUACAUCUGGUGCCGACGUUGCCAUUGUUGACAUGAACAAAGAAGAAGGAGAGCGAUCCGCACAGGGGCUCAUUGAUGUCUACAAGAAGGAGAACCCUGGAUCGAGAAGGACACCAAAGGUCACAGCUCACUUUUGUGAUGUCUCGAGUCCAACCUCCGUCAACCAGUCUUUUGCCGAGAUUUUGAAACGACAUGGAAAGGUCGACAACCUCGUCACAUCUGCUGGCUUCACCGAGAACUACGAUGCCAUAUCCUACCCCCACGACCGCAUGCAGAAGCUAUGGGGCGUCAACGUCGACGGCACAUACCUAUACGCCGUGGCAGUGGCAAAGCAUCUCAUGGAGAGGAAGGCGCCGGGAAGCAUCGUCAUGAUUGGCAGCAUGUCUGGCUCCAUUGUCAAUGUCCCGCAGCCACAAGCCCCGUACAAUGCUGCAAAGGCAGCGGUGCGACACUUGGCAGCUAGUUUGGCCGUUGAGUGGGCGGGUGCAGGAAUCCGCGUGAACUGCAUCUCCCCUGGAUACAUGCUUACUGCAUUGACCAAGAAGAUUCUCGACGACAACCCAGAACUCCAGAAGCAGUGGACAUCGCUGAUUCCUGUCGGUAAGAUGGGACGUCCCGAGGACCUGAUGGGUGCUGUCACUUUCUUGUCCAGCGACGCUAGCUUAUAUGUUACGGGUGCGGAUCUCCGGGUUGACGGAGCUUACACCUGCACGUAAGCGCAUGUGAUGAAGACUAGUAGACUGCAUAUACCUUGCCGCGUUCAUUUUGACGUUGAAAUGCGUCGUAUGCGCCCAGCUACGUCAAGGUGGUUACAGAUAGACGACAAUGAUGAACCUCUUCACCUCUUUGCUCCCCA
Molecule: messenger RNA, 1519 nt
Organism: Bipolaris sorokiniana ND90Pr
Lineage: Eukaryota; Fungi; Ascomycota; Dothideomycetes; Pleosporales; Pleosporaceae
Exons: 4
Coding region: 261-1379 (372 amino acids)
Cellular component (GO): intracellular anatomical structure
Molecular function (GO): oxidoreductase activity, acting on NAD(P)H, oxygen as acceptor
Source: RefSeq, a predicted model, not a curated record